AUGGAGGACAGGAAAGUGAACACAAUCGCUGUUGUGUCAGUGAUCGCACUGAUAAUUGUCAUCAUCGUUGCUCGUGUAUCGUUGAAACUUUCAAGCGCUUUCUUCCUCAUUUGUGGUGCUGCUGUUGCUGUGAUUCUUGCUGUCUUUUCUUGUGUACUCAUCAGGCAACGUUACAAUCGCAGAAGGAGGUUAUUGGAGUCACAGUACAAAUCUGAAGGUCGAGAGCUUCGAAUAGAGUACAGUUUCUUAAGGAAAGUUGCUGGUGUUCCAACCAAGUUUCGAUACAAGGAGCUUGAGGAAGCAACGGAUGGUUUUCAAGCACUGGUAGGAAAAGGGUCCUCUGCUUCAGUUUUCAAAGGCAUUCUCAAUGAUGGAACUUCAGUUGCUGUGAAAACAAUUGAUGGAGAGGAACGAGGAGAGAAGGAGUUCAGAUCAGAAGUUGCAGCCAUUGCUAGUGUGCAACAUGUUAACCUUGUGAGGCUAUUUGGCUAUUGUAAUGCUCCUACAGCACCUAGGUACCUUGUUUAUGAGUAUAUUCCAAAUGGGUCUUUGGAUUGUUGGAUUUUUCCUUCAAAGGAAACUCAAACACGUCGUGGUGGGUGCUUGCCUUGGAACUUGAGGUAUAGAGUUGCCAUUGAUGUUGCCAAGGCACUUGCUUACCUUCACCAUGAUUGCAGAUCAACAAUUUUGCACCUUGAUGUGAAGCCAGAGAAUAUACUCCUAGAUGAGAAUUAUAAAGCGCUUGUUUCAGAUUUUGGUCUCUCAAAGCUUGUUGGCAAGGAUGUGAGCCAAGUUAUGACAAAUAUAAGGGGAACAAGAGGGUACUUAGCCCCUGAAUGGAUCUUGGAGAGAGGGGUUUCAGAGAAAACUGACAUCUAUAGUUAUGGGAUGGUUCUGUUGGAAAUAAUUGGAGGGACAAGGAAUGUGUCAAGGGUACAAGAUCCUAAGGACAAGUCCAAGAAAAAAUGGCAGUUUUUCCCAAAGAUUGUGAAUGAGAAAGUGAGACAAGGAAAGUUCAUGGAAAUUGUGGAUCAUAGACUAGUGGAACGUGGGGGUAUUGAUGAGAGUGAGGUGAGUAGAUUGGUAUAUGUUGCUUUGUGGUGCAUACAAGAGAGACCAAGAUUGAGGCCUAGCAUGGUUGAAGUGGUUGAUAUGCUUGAAGGGCGUGGGAUGGUGGAUGAGCCACCUGGUACUAGAAUGAUUCUUGUUGAUUUAUUAUCUGCAGAUGAAGACCCUGAAGAUCAUAAUAAUCUUGCAAGGUUAUUGACCUCUAUGUCGAGCCAUGAGGGUCGUACAUCUAUCUAUUCCAUGGGAACCACUAUUUUAUCUCCCAGAUAGCACUAUGCUUUUGGGGAUCAAAGGUCUUAAGGCAGUUGAUUCUGUUUUAGGGUCUUCUCUUCUUAUUUUUGGU
This is a messenger RNA of Gastrolobium bilobum, 1411 nucleotides long. RefSeq names its product probable receptor-like protein kinase At5g20050. The coding region runs from base 1 to 1338 and encodes 445 amino acids. The record is from RefSeq and is a predicted model, not a curated record. The transcript has a single exon. Lineage: Eukaryota; Viridiplantae; Streptophyta; Magnoliopsida; Fabales; Fabaceae. Gene Ontology annotation, biological process: protein phosphorylation. Gene Ontology annotation, molecular function: ATP binding; protein kinase activity.